AUGGGGAGUGGUGCCAUCAUCAGCAGAGGUGCGCACAGCCGCGUGCUCGUGGGCAAAGGUCAGUGGGAGGCGCGUGUGCAAACCCUGGAGCCCAAUCCAUGGAUGCAUGAGGUGUCAACGCGAGGCCACGGGACACGCCUCACACGAUUGCUCACAAGGCAGGACCGCCUGGAAGAGCUCCUCAUGAUGGGACUGCGUACUGCUUGUGGAAUUAGUGACCAGGAUUGGCGAGUUGUGUCCGGUGGUGUCGGCUUGGUCGACACCUUUGCCGGUAGUGCUGAAACGGCACGGCUGCUCGAUGCUGGCCUGCUGCUGCUUGACGAGAGUUGCUUGCGUGCCACGAAAGCUGGGAUGAAUGUUGCGGACAGCCUGGUCUCCUCGAUGCUGCCACAGCUGAGGGAAAGGACUAGCAGCUAGAGUGCCGAGGUGUUUCCUUCACAGAUCCACAUGACGUCUUCCCAUCCACACGAGUGCAAUAAGUGUUUCAUUGCUCUGCUUGAACCGCUCGAGUGCAACUCUGUAAGUCGAAGCAGCUGUUUUGCUAUUGUAAAGGCCCUGCCGCACCUCCCAGACAUGGCAAACGG
Rhipicephalus sanguineus (brown dog tick) is the source of this 584-nucleotide messenger RNA. RefSeq names its product radical S-adenosyl methionine domain-containing protein 1, mitochondrial-like. The transcript is spliced from 5 exons. NCBI's taxonomy places the organism in Eukaryota, Metazoa, Arthropoda, Arachnida, Ixodida, Ixodidae. Gene Ontology annotation, molecular function: 4 iron, 4 sulfur cluster binding. Gene Ontology annotation, biological process: porphyrin-containing compound biosynthetic process. The record is from RefSeq and is a predicted model, not a curated record. Bases 1 to 417 code for a protein of 138 amino acids. Gene Ontology annotation, cellular component: cytoplasm.